UAAUUUAUAAUGAUAAUUUACAAUAAAUUAUAUUCAAUAGAAUAUAAUUUAUUGUCAGUUAGACUAGUGAGAAAGUAAAUUAAAAAAAAUAUAUAAGCUUUUUCUUAGCAAAAAUGAGAGGAAAUGGUGCAAGUUCAUAAUACGAAGCUUUGGGGGAGUUUAAUACAGAUGGAGGCUAAUGAUGUAUAUUAUAUGAUAGUCUGGAGUCAAGGAUUAGCAAACAAGAAACCGAACGGCGCGAUUCUCUUCUCCAGCGCUCACGUUUCAUGCUUACUUCUAACUAUAAGAUCAAGCUUAUGGAGUAUCCUAUCCACAGUGGAUGCUGAAUUUUUUUUUUUUUUGGGAUGCUGAAGCUAAUAUUAAUUUUGUUUGUGUUAAUCAAUUCAAUAUAUGAGAAUAUGCAAAACCAUUCAGAUAAAACUAUGGGAUGGUAAGUUCUAGUCUUGAUUUUAACAGAAAGCUUCAAACCACAUUAAUGAUAUUAAUGUAAGGUGGUUCUUAGGUUGAGUUUCAUGUUCGACUAUCACAAUUCAUAAUCUAUAGAUAGAAUUUUUGAAUGAUCUUGAUACUUACUUAUGUUUAAUAUUUUAAACAAACUCCAACAAAAAUUAAAAGGUCAAGGUUUCAAAUUUACUUUCAAAACGGAGCCGCAUUUUAAUUAUCUUAUACUCCCUCCAUAUUCUUUUACAUAACGUUCUAUAAUUUUCACACAAAUUAAGGCACUUGCUAAAAAGUCAUUUCUAUCCUUCAUCAUUAAUUGACCAUCAUCUCUCGUAACACAUUAUUCCACAUUGAAACUCGAGUUUGUUGACUAAAAAUAAUAACAUGAGGGUAAAUAAAGUCAUAUAUAUCAUAUUGUGCAUAGUUUUAUGAAAACGUCAAAUAUAAUGAGACAAGAAAAAUAGUCUAAAACGCCAUGUAAAAAGAAUACAGAGGGAGUAUUUGGUUUACAUUAUGUAUAUAAAAUUUUCGGAUUAAAUUUAUUACUUUUUUCUAUUAAAUUUAGUUUCGAGGUUGUUAAAUUCUGUACCUCUUGUCCAGUCAAAUUUCAAGUCUCUACUAACUCAACAGUAAUUUACUACGAUCAUGUAGCUAUGUUAUUGUGAUGAAUGAUGGAUUGCAAAAUUAGACCAUAGGAGCAAUAAAAGGGGGUUGUUAUAGGCUCACUAUUAGAGAAGUGACGGUGAGUCAAGUGUGAAUGAAUGCUUCGUGUGACAGUGGUCAUAGAGUAUGUGCAUCAUGCCAUGUGUCUAGCUCUUAUGACGUGGGUUGUUUUGUUUACUGAUAUGAAAAGCAAGCCACGUACAAUCGGUUUCCCUUCGAUUCUGUUUGGUCUCUUUGACUGCAAUUUCUCAAAGCCAAAAUUCCUCAUUCGCCGCGCAUGCAAGCGCGUGCUGUUCAGUUUACAGUUUUUUUUUUUUGAAAAUUUUACAGUGUUUACUUUUAAGUUUUAAGAGAUCUUUUUUUCUAAAAUAUCUUGGUUAUGAAUGGAUUAUGUUGAACAUGAUUGUUGGUUUCCUGGAGAUUAAUUUGGCUAGUAAGUAUGUAUAUGUGCACAUAUGUAAUCGUUUUUGAGCUAGUCCUCGCGUCCCUCCCGCGUACAAUUACAAUAAAAAAUUAGGUAUCCACAUGUUUGUUUUACUUCAUAUUUAAUUUAUUUGGGAUCCAAAACCCUCAUAUGUAGAAUCGCUUACGGCUUUGCAGAUUUGUUGGUUACAUCAUCGGCUAUUCGUUUGAAAAUUAGUCUUCUAUAUAAUUUUUAUAAACUAUCAAACGUUUAAAAUUUCUUUAUAUAAAAAUAAAUAGAAAUACCGAAAAGAGGAUCGAGAGUGAAUUAAUACUGUCGGGUAAACAGAAACAGGAAAAAAGAAGAGACAAUAAAGAAGGUCAAGAGGUUGGGUUUUCAAAUCUCUGUGCACGUACGUAUACUAUGAUGUGAUUGUGAUAGUGGAGAAUGGAAAAGAGGGAAAUAAUUACUAAAAUGUCUUGUCUAACUUACAAAAGCUAUACUUACUGAUAAUGACAUAUGGUUUUGUGUUUGUGUUUGUUUCAGUGUCAUACGUUUUCUCGUAGUCCGGUUUAUCUAAAUCAACGCUCAUGAUGAUACGCUCUUAGAACAUGAUUGAAGGAGGGUUCUUAGAAUGAGGUUUUUAGCGAAACAUAAGAACUCGUCUCUUAAUUUUCAACUAAAAAAACUAAGAAACGGCUUUUAAAUAAGAGAUUUAAGAACCGGUUCUUAACUUUUUUAAUUAAAAGUUAAGAAAUAAAUUCUUAAAUAUCGGUAAGAACCCCACUCCAAGAACUUUCCAGUAAUCAUGUUCUUAUCAAUAUAGGAUUAUGGUCAGAAUUAGACAUUUCAAGAUAUUUCUUUCCUACAAUUCAUUGUGGGAAUAUAUAUACAUGUAUACACUCAAAUCCGUAAAUAAAGGAAGAAAUGGAGAGAAGUAGAGGUGUGACAGGGGAUGUGAAAGCGUGAAAAGAAAUGUGCAUGGGGAGGGGCCGCUAGGGCUUAAGUUUAUGUAAUUUUAAAAUGCAAAUUAGGGCUUUAAAGCUAUGCACAUUUGAGCUAUAUGAGUCCAAUCGAUCACACGUGGUAUGUGCAUUCUGAUGUUGAUUUUCAUCAUUGCGUAUAUAUAUCAUUCAAGUAAACGUGUGGUUUGUCUUAGACCGCGUUUGUUUGGUUUAACUUUUAAUGACACUAAAUAUCUUGAACAUAUUACAAGAAGAUCAUUAAUAACAUUGAAUUUUGGAAUCCAUAUUAAUUGGUCAUACGAAGAUAUAUUAGAAUUAUAUACAUGAGUGGUAUUCACGUUAAGACGCAGAAAAAUGAAUAAAUAAGCGGCUGAUCAUUCAAUAGUGUUCACAAACUUACAUUGUCAGUCCGAAUAAAAUUUUAAUUUUAUCUUAUAUAAAAUGACGAUAUUAGUUCAUCGACUUAGAUAUGUAAGUAAACAACCCAUCUCUUUCUUUCCUCUCUGUCUCUCUUUCUACUCGAAGAUGAUGACAACGAAUUUGAACGGCGGAGGAAGAGGUGGAGGAGGAGAAGGACCGUGCGGGGCGUGCAAGUUCUUGAGGAGGAAGUGUGUUCGAGGAUGCGUUUUCGCUCCUUAUUUCGAUGCAGAGCAAGGGACUGCUAGUUUUGCAGCGAUUCACAAAGUGUUUGGAGCAAGCAAUACCUCGAAGAUGUUACUGAGAUUGCCUUUGCACAAGCGGCUCGAUGCAGUGGCCACGCUCGGUUACGAGGCUUUGGCUAGGGUGAUGAAUCUACAAGCUGAGAUUGCUCAUGUUCAAGCUCGUCUUUCAAUGUUUCAGCGUUUAUCUCUAGUCCCACCACAACAAAUGCAGCAGCCACCUUUCGAUCUAGCGUAUAACAAUGAAUAUCCGAUGGAACCAACUAACUUGGAUGUUGUGUGGGAAGAAGAACAAUUACCUCAAACAGUUCGUCUUUAAGUAUUUACCGACAGUCAAACUUCCGGCUUGCAGUUUAGGUUAGGUCCACAAGCCAUGCUUAUGUAUUAUAGCAAUGGAGGUGUCUGGAAUAUAAGUUGACGAGACUAUUUAUUCUUCAUAUUUCCACUUAAGAUCAUUACUUUCUUAAUAGGCCCAUCCUAAACGGUAGCUAAUUACUAGUAAGGCCGUUACCACUAGGUUUCGGUGUCAAUAAAGAAAAUAGUUAAACAAGAUUACUUAAGCUUUAACAUUUUUCUCUGUUUAAACCAAUGCAUAC
Molecule: messenger RNA, 3727 nt
Organism: Brassica napus (rape)
Lineage: Eukaryota; Viridiplantae; Streptophyta; Magnoliopsida; Brassicales; Brassicaceae
Product: LOB domain-containing protein 19-like
Exons: 2
Coding region: 2914-3450 (178 amino acids)
Biological process (GO): hormone-mediated signaling pathway; positive regulation of DNA-templated transcription
Cellular component (GO): nucleus
Source: RefSeq, a predicted model, not a curated record